UGAAAAAGUGUAACGCCCGGUAACGUUACGAUGAGUCACCGAACGAGAGAGAGGCCCGCCGAAUGCCUUGCGUCUCCCUCCCACUCAACUAUGGUCGGUCUGCCGCGCGCGUAAAAAGACGUUGUCACGUAAAAUCUUCGCCCGUAAAACCGACUUUACAGGCAACCAUUUUUUUAAUCGACAUAGCAAAAGGCGGCAAGACUUUUGUGUACCUAACAUACAGUGCUGUACUCUGACGGGAUAUGUGCAGUAAUACUCCCUAUUGUUUGAAACCAAUCCAGGAUUAUGGGAAGAAACUAAAAAACCGGGAGUGCAAAGUAAACGUUAAUUCAUUUCCACCUCUGUUGCUGCCAUUGCAAUUUUUUGGCAAGAGGAGCUGUCGCUGUCGAACCGGAUAAAUAAGUUUCAAAUUGAAUUGCAUAAAUUUAUAUAAAAUACAAGAACAAUGAGUUCUAAAACACAAGCAUUGAAGAAAAUCAAAUCCCUAUGUUAUCUAACCCUGGGCGGAUCAGUGGCUUACCAGUUCACAUACAUGAAAAAAGAUUUUAAUGGUUACUAUCAAACAUUUCUACAACCUGCUAGUCAGUUUCUAACCCCUGAACUUGCCCAUAAAGUUGGAGUAACGGCUGUAAAGUGUGGUUUCUUUCCACGUGAACAAUACGAUGAUCCACAUGUAUUGACAACAAAAUUUUUGGAUUUUGAACUUAGCAACCCAUUAGGCAUUGCAGCCGGUUUUGAUAAACAUGGAGAUGCAGUUGUUGGUCUGCGAAACAUUGGCUUUUCUAUAGUGGAAAUUGGGUCUGUGACUCCUGAGCCACAAGCUGGAAACCCAAAACCUCGUGUUUUCCGUCUGCCAGAAGAUAGAGCUGUGAUCAACAGAUAUGGUUUCAAUAGUGAAGGUCAUCACAUGGUUUAUAACAAAAUAAAAAACAUUGAUAAAACUAUUUUAACAAAUGGUCUUUUAGGUAUAAACUUGGGAAAGAACAAAGAGUCCAAUGAUGCAAUUCAAGAUUACAUUCUGGGAAUCAAAAAAUUUAAUGAUAUAGCCGACUAUUUUGUUAUAAACAUAAGCAGCCCUAACACUCCAGGCUUGAGAUCUCUACAAGAGAGGGAAGAAUUAGAGAAACUUCUAACUAAAAUUAAUAUUGAGAGAAACUCUAUCCAAGCCAAAACAAAACCUCCAUUACUUUUGAAGUUAGCUCCAGAUCUAACUAAUGAUGAACUGAAAGAUGUUAUAGCUGUUAUCACCAAGAAACAAAGCAAAGUAGAUGGAUUAAUAAUUUCUAAUACAACAAUAGAUAGAUCUUCUUUAGUAAACAAAGAAUUUUCAAAUGAGAUUGGAGGGCUAAGUGGGAAACCCUUGACAAACAAAUCAACAGAAAUGAUCAAACAAGUAUAUACAAUGACAAAAGGCAAAAUCCCAAUCAUUGGUGUUGGAGGAGUUUUCACUGGACAAGAUGCCUAUGAGAAGAUAUUGGCUGGUGCCAAUGCAGUUCAGAUAUACACAUCAUUUAUUUAUGAAGGGCCACCUAUAAUAACAAGGAUAAAAUCUGAUUUGGCCGAGUUACUGCAGAGAGAUGGCUAUAAGUGUGUCAAUGAAGCAAUUGGAAAGGCAGUUAAAUAAAUGAUCUUAACUCAAAGAA
This is a messenger RNA of Plodia interpunctella (Indianmeal moth), 1643 nucleotides long. It is a transcript of the gene Dhod, whose product is annotated as Dihydroorotate dehydrogenase. Lineage: Eukaryota; Metazoa; Arthropoda; Insecta; Lepidoptera; Pyralidae. Gene Ontology annotation, biological process: pyrimidine ribonucleotide biosynthetic process; 'de novo' pyrimidine nucleobase biosynthetic process. The transcript has 6 exons. The record is from RefSeq and is a predicted model, not a curated record. Gene Ontology annotation, cellular component: cytoplasm; mitochondrial inner membrane. Bases 446 to 1624 code for a protein of 392 amino acids. Gene Ontology annotation, molecular function: dihydroorotate dehydrogenase activity.